CAAAAAUAAUUUAUUUUCAAUUUGUCAGUAAAUCAAGUUAUCAAUGAAAAAUAUUCAUCCAUCAAAUGAAUCAUCAUGACCAAUACUAAUCCAGCAUUUGCUUUUGUAGUCAAUUCCAUUUUGAAUAAAAAUAAAAAUUUGAAAAUUUUAUCAAAAGCCAAAAAAGAAAAUACAUCAUCAUUAUCGAACGACAAUGAACAAACAACCGAUAAUGAUAUCGAUUUUGUUGAUUCUCAAGGUCGACCCAUGAAAAAAGAGGAUCAAAAUCAAAACCGACAGAAAAGACAGGCAAAAGACAAUACCAUUCAACGAAAAACUAAUCAUCCAAAUGUGCAAACUUGGAUAUCGAAACCAUUGGAUGAAGAUCGGGAAAAGGAAAGAAAUCUAACUCUCAUCGCUACCAAAGGUGUUGUACAAUUAUUCAAUGUUGUUCGCGAAAAGCAAAGAAUCCUCAAACACAAACUAGAAGAAGCUGGUAGUUCGGAAAGUAAAAGAACCAAAGUUCUGACCGAAUUUAGCGAAAAAGAGAUGCAAGAUGAACGAAUAACCAAAACCAACUUGAAGAAAGCGAAGAAUAAUCCAGGUUCGAAGAAAAAAUGGCCCGUAUUAGCCGAUGAUUUUAUGACCGGAGCUAAGCUUAAAGAUUGGAAUGAAGACAGUGACAAUGAUUGAGUUUUUAUUUUAUUUAAAAAAAUCAGUUUUGUAAAAAAAAUCUCAAUUUCAACCUUUAAUCAAA
Molecule: messenger RNA, 736 nt
Organism: Dermatophagoides pteronyssinus (European house dust mite)
Lineage: Eukaryota; Metazoa; Arthropoda; Arachnida; Sarcoptiformes; Pyroglyphidae
Product: RRP15-like protein
Biological process (GO): maturation of 5.8S rRNA; maturation of LSU-rRNA
Cellular component (GO): preribosome, large subunit precursor
Source: RefSeq, a predicted model, not a curated record